CCACACACACACACACACACACAGAGUAAAGCAUGAGCACUUCCAAGAGUCAGGCGAACUCGAAAUCGGGUAAUCAAUCCAUAAACCCACAGGCACAAUGGCAUCAACAAGGACCGUCUUCACAGCAACAGCAGUUACUGCAGCUGCAACAACUGCAACUGACUACUGAACCGUAUACCUUACCAGGAGUUAUAAAUUACUUAACCUCUGAGUUUACAAAUUUGGAAAGGUAUAAAAUCAUGACUAAUUUAGAAAAGUCAGAAAUGAAAUACAAGAUUGUUCAAUUGCAAGGUGAAGUAAACUCGUUAAAGUUUGCCAACAAGAAACAAAAAGCUAGAAUAGAAGCAUUGGAAGAAGAGAACAAACGAUUGAAAGGAAUAGCUGGUAGUGACACUACCGACAAGAGUGAAGUCAAGGACGACUUUAUAAUACCUGAAGUUGAUUUACUGAUUAUCAAAAACUCAAGACAGCAGUUGACAAAGUCCAUGAGAGAAAUCGUCAACUUGUUGAAGACCCCUUCUUCAAAAAACAUAAACUAUUUAAACUUACCUGAUCCAAACGAUUCGCUAAACAACGAAUAUGACGUAUUGGUUAAUCAUUCUGCGCAAGAGGAAGCUGACACUGAUAAUGUUGAGAGUUUACUAUUUAAAGAGUUGUCGGCUGGAAAGAGUCAUAUUGCGCCUAAUUCAAUCAUAUCUCAAUUUUUCAGUGAUAAUAAUAACAAAGAAGAAGAAUCCAUGUCUGAUGUGAAAAUUCCCAGUCCUAAAUUCGACGACGAUGUCAUAUAUAACGACGGAUUAGAACGAGUGAUUACCCAAGAUAGUGAGGCAGCCACCAUGAUUAUGGAUGAGGAGGAGGAUGAUGAUGAUGAUGAUGACAAUGGUGCUGCUGUUGCUGAUGACCGAGAAGAAGAAUUUGACGAAAAGGAAGAUGAUAUCCCCGGGGUUAUUUCCCCAUUUCCUAGUCCUGAGCCGGAAAUCAACGAUUUUAACGACCCCACGUAUGAAAUUCUUGAUGUUUAUGAUCAUAAUAAUAUCACGAUCUAUUUGAACAGCAUGACUGAUAAUAAACAAAUCAAAUUAACUGCAGUGAGAAAACUGGAUAACAAAGUCAAAUUAUCAAAAUCAUUCAAUCUCACCAGUUCUGCUUCCAAAAUAUCCAACAUUUUCCCAAUAUCUGUUGACGAAGAAAUCUUUUUGCUUGUGGAUAAACAGGGGGAAAUUAAGUCAUUAGAAAUGGGUGAAAUUCCUCAAGAAACUGUGCUUGCAAAGCCGGCAUUCACUAGUGUCCAAUCCAAUGAUUUAAUUGAAUUCACAUCGAAAUCUACUGUAAACGGCAAGAGCUUUGGAUUGGCAAUCACAGGCGCAUCCAGCAACGGAUUCCUUCUGAAAAUACAUCAAAUCAACUAUAAAUCGGGGGAUAAACUAACCAGCAAAGAGAUUGGAAGUUAUAACAAGAGAUUCUUGACCAAGGGCAAAAGCGGUGAUGUCACAUUCAUAGGAUGGUAUGUUAAUGAUAAGGCAACGGUUACAUUGGAGCAAUCCAAGAGUAAACUGAAGAAUGCUGUGAGUUGCGAUGAUAUUGAAUUGGCUCCUUAUGAACUCUUGUAUAAAGUUGAUGACAAGACUGUCGAAUUGAAUAUUGUUCUGAAACAGAGCAGUUAUUUGUCAGCGACUUAGCAUAAAUAGAAUAUACGUAUGUGU
This is a messenger RNA of Spathaspora passalidarum NRRL Y-27907, 1703 nucleotides long. RefSeq lists its product as uncharacterized. NCBI's taxonomy places the organism in Eukaryota, Fungi, Ascomycota, Pichiomycetes, Serinales, Debaryomycetaceae. The transcript has a single exon. The coding region runs from base 33 to 1679 and encodes 548 amino acids. The record is from RefSeq and is a predicted model, not a curated record.